CCAUUUGAAAUACAAGUACAACGAUCACAAGUAACGCACGCUGUAAUUUCGUGAAUCUUUUCACUGCUACAGCACUGCGUGGCAAACUGCGUUAUCGCGCUUAAGCAACUUUAGCGAGCUUCAGUUUUCAACGUACUUCGCAACUUGACAGAUAUUCCGUUGCGGCGAUUGUCACGUAUCUAAAUUGCUUGGACGUUCGACAUGCGUUCGCUGUACGUCGUGAUUGCAUUACUGUCUAUUUUUGGAUUGCGCCUCGCGACAGACGUCGACGACAAGAACGCGUGUAAUUGCGACGAGAGCUGCGACGAGGAACGAGUGAUCGGUUUGGAAGAAGAGACGACCACUCACGUAAUGUACAAGGAGGACGACGAUGGCGACGGUAAUCGGACAAUUUGCGCCAGAAAUCGCGAUUUUAACGAUCGCACGUUCCCGAGCGUCUGUCACAUGUUCUGUUAUAAUCAUUGCACGAGAUAUCGAAUCCUGACGGUUGAGAUGAAUGACACGAAAUACGUCGUAGCCGCGUACAGACCGAAUUAUUACAAAUUGAAAGACGGAGAAUGCUGAGAGAAGAUUAUGUGCUUCCUGAGAGAAUUAUAUAAGUAGAAACAAUUGACACACACGUAUACAUGUACAUAAAUAAUAUAUACGUAAUAAAGUCUUGAAAAUAAAAUAA
Pseudomyrmex gracilis is the source of this 673-nucleotide messenger RNA. RefSeq lists its product as uncharacterized. The record is from RefSeq and is a predicted model, not a curated record. Bases 202 to 564 code for a protein of 120 amino acids. The transcript has 3 exons. Lineage: Eukaryota; Metazoa; Arthropoda; Insecta; Hymenoptera; Formicidae.